UGUUCAAAUAUUUAAAAAUCUUCCCAAUAGCGCCACGGACGACGACCAUAAAUCUUGCGUUAGAAAAAAGUUAUACGUAUAUGAUUUCAAAAAUAGAUUUCGGUUUCUCACGAACGGGGUUUGAAACAAAUAGCCGAAGUCGAGAUUCUCCGCGACCCAGUGAUCAUGAGUAGCUAAGCCAACGGCAUAGCUGGAAUUCUCAAUUUGGAUGCCCUCGAUUAUCGCUUAUACUAUUCCUGGCUGUCGGUGCUUCAGUGAUCGUAAAUUUUAUAAUACAGAAAUAUAUAUAAUAAUUUUGAAUUAAGAGCUACCGCAUACUUUCACGAUUUGGAAAUGAAACUGAAGGUAUCAGGAUCUGAUAUACGUGUGGAUACCGCAAAGAAUUGUGGCAAGCUUUAAAAAAUUCGCAAUUUGCCAGAAUCAUUCAACCGAAGGAAAGUAAUUGUGAAAAUGGUACAGCAAAGCGAAGGACCAGGCCUUCUGAAGCAGGCCGCUAUUCAAAUCGGUGCUGGGGGUUCGGCAGGUUUUGUAGAAGUAUGUAUAAUGCAUCCGAUGGAUCUAGUCAAGACACGCUUUCAGCUACAAGUCAAACCCACUGCCGCAGACCCGACAUAUUAUACUGGGAUUGUGGAUUGUAUGAAAAAAAUGUAUGUGAGCGAAGGUUUCGGUGCUUAUUGGAAGGGAAUUAUACCCCCCAUCAUUGUUGAAACACCGAAAAGAGCUGUGAAGUUUUUUACCUUCGAGCAGUACAAACAAUUCUUCCUGUUUGGGGCGAGCAGUCCGACACCAUUAACAUUUUCAUGCGCUGGAUUUUUUGCCGGGGUUACAGAGGGUGCAUUGGUGAACCCUUUCGAAGUUAUAAAGGUUCAGUUGCAAUCAAAUCGUAAGAAAAUGAAGGAAAGCCCAUCAACCAUUUUAGUUACCAAGGAAAUAAUACGAACCAAAGGCUUGGGUUUAAAUGGUCUGUAUAAAGGCCUUAGUGCAACCGUUUUGAGGAAUGCAGUUUUCAACUCCGUUUACUUUGGAUUCUAUCAUUCUGUCAAAAGCUAUAUACCACUGAACAAUGAUCCUUGGCUGGAAUUCUUUACAAAGGUUGGCAUAGGAUUUACUUCCGGAACUUUAGCAUCGUGUUUAAAUAUUCCAUUCGAUGUCGCAAAAAGUCGCAUACAAGGACCACAGCCCCAACCAGAUAGAGUGAAAUACAAAGGAACGUUUAGGACUAUUGCCAUAGUGUACCGUGAAGAGGGAUUCCGAGCAUUGUAUAAAGGUUUGCUACCCAAAGUAGUGCGAUUGGGACCUGGUGGAGCUAUAAUGCUUGUGGUCUAUGAUUACAUGCAUCACUUCCUCACACACAAAUUCGCAAAUUAAAAGGAAUAUUGAGGAUUAUGACCGUGUACAAUUUGCAUUUGCUGCUAAUUGUUCCAGAGUCGACUUACUGCCGAGCGACAUUUCUCGCCCACUUUUUGAAUCUCUAUUAAUCGACGCUUUGCUUAGUCCUUCGUUCAUUGAUUGCAACAACGCUGUAAUGUUGGUCUUGUUUUUCAAGAGGCAUCUGAGAUAAGUGACUUCGCCCUUUAAUUUCUUUAUGUCAAUAUCCUGUUUCUGUAUGACGUUAACCAAACUUUUACUCUUUUGCUGAUAAAACGAAAGUUUAUUUUCUACCUGUUCCAAGUGUUUCUUCUUCCGUAUUCUGUUUUCUCUGGCUGCUUGAGCGUUCUUGUUCAUACACGGCCUCUUCGAAUGGCUUCGGCCGCCUCUCAUCGUCACGUCCAACGAGCUCGACGACCUGUCCGCCUUUUUCAAUGUUUUACAAUUAUCUUCGUCGUAAUCGUCAAACUUCUCGUUACUUGAGUACGAAUGCUUAUACCUCCUGCGCCGGUAAUCUUCGUCCGAAGAACUUUCGCUCGCGAUAUCGUAACGUUUUCCCGACGACAUUUUGGUCCGCCCAAAAACUAUGUAUAUUUAUUGCGCCCAGGGAAUAUUUAUUCCAGAAUAUGACAAAUAGCUAGAAAUUUUUUCUAACAAUUCUCCCAAAUACUAGUGUAAUGUGAUUCUGACGUUUAAUCGUCAUGAAAAUGAAAUUACUUCGAACUAAAUUGACAUUUUAACCGGCUUAUAAUGGAAAAACAGCAGGAUCCUACUACGUUCGUAAUUGGACAGACAUAUUUGCUAUAAUGCUGACCUCUGUUCCAGCAGGCCUGACAUUGACCCAAUACACCCUAUAUAAUGGGGAAAUUUCGUUUUACAGUUGGCAACGCAAUGUUGCUGUCUUCACUUCGUGGAAUUCAAAUGUUAUGGAAUAUACUAGAUAUUUGCAUUAGUGCGAUUAGUGUUAUGCCAAUCGCUCUUACUGACGAGUAUGUAAAUGAAUCUGUAAUUUUCAGUAUGAUUUUCGCGGAACCUUCAGGUCAGGCGACAACGCUUGAGGGAACAAGCAUAGAUACGUCGACGUCGUCGAUUUAAAGGCUGUAAAUCUGCUGGAUCACCGAUCAGAUCAAUUGUCAAUCACAAUUUUUCCAUUCCAUUUUCGCCGGCGAUAGGUAAGGAAAAUGUUCUAAAUUAUUUUUGCCGUUGGUUUGCAAAAGUGCAUACAGGGUUUGCCAGUCGUAAGGCGCUAAUAUUUCAGUCUUCUCAUUUCUGGACCUUUUUUACUGACCGAAGAUGUCUUUGGAAAUUCUUAUACACCGCAAUUAUUACAUUUUACUGUAAUAGAUUGUUUCAGUAGAAAUUGGUACUACCCAUGGACAUUUUUUCGCAUGUAAUCGGUAUUUAUAGCGUGAUUGUAAUCUUGGCUUUUUUUCACUAAUAAAUUUACUUGGUAUAACGAGUGAACUUGUGAAUGCCACUAGACGUUGGUAAUUCGAAAAUAGAAGGUUGCCAGCUGUGCAAGCAACACAUUUUCUAUCGUCUCACUUAUAAAAAUAAGAGAAAUUAAACACAUAGGUAGCAUAUGUUUUUGAUAAUUUUCUUCACAAACUAUAAUGAAACUAAUAUAAAGCGUUUGACAAAUAAUGUUUUUAAUUAAGUCCAAGUUUUGUUAAAUAAAACAGAGUAAUAAUGAUCUCCCUUAAAUGGUAAUCACAAAUUAUAAAAUUAAAAAUAUCUAAAUUCUGUACAGAAAAUGAUGAAUAUUGAAAAAUGCAUAAGCUAAUAGCAAAAUUGUUGAAUCAACUCUACAAGUCUAACCAAUUCUAAAAUUUUAGAAUUGAAUUUGCAUUAAAUCCCGUUUAACAAACGUAAUAGUCCGAUCUUGAAGAUGGUUUUAUAUUUCUAGAAUAAUCCAAAUUUCACGAAAUCAAGUUUCUUCUAUCAGCUAUAUGUGGACGAUAAACAAUGCUAUUAAAAAAUUUUGAUCGUCGCGAUCAUGGAGGAAGUCAGAUUAAUAAUAAGUCUUAAUUGGGUAAAUAGUGCUCAUUUCCAUAAGGAAUUGACAAGUAGUUGCAAUAGGUUGUAAUCGCGAAUCUUGCAUCUUCCUGUGGUUUUGAAACAAAAAAUCAAAAAAUAUUCUGUAAUUUGCUA
This is a messenger RNA of Neodiprion fabricii, 3519 nucleotides long. RefSeq names its product mitochondrial 2-oxodicarboxylate carrier. Bases 451 to 1368 code for a protein of 305 amino acids. The transcript is spliced from 7 exons. The record is from RefSeq and is a predicted model, not a curated record. Lineage: Eukaryota; Metazoa; Arthropoda; Insecta; Hymenoptera; Diprionidae. Gene Ontology annotation, biological process: transmembrane transport.